GGUGCAGAGAGAUGUGUGAGACGGCGGCCGGGCUUUCCCCUGCUCGUUCUCUCCCGCUUGGGUUCAGACCCAGAGAAGGAGCCGGGGAGCGCAGCUCACCAUCCCGGGCCGGGCGGGAGGACUCCGGGGCUGCCGAGCGCUCCCGCGUGUCGGGCGAUCGGAGUCCCGGCCACUGGAGAGAAGUCGGGACGACAGCGCGCCGGGGGUGCCCGCGGGGUUCCAGAGCCGCUGGCGUGGCCGGUCCCGCGCGCAGCCGAGCCUAGAGACGCGCUCAGCCCCGGAUCACCGCCGAGCGAGAUCAAGACUGAGAACCAGUGCAGCCUCAGCCAUCACAAUGGGCAGCAAAACAUUGCCAGCGCCGGUGCCUAUCCACCCAUCCCUGCAGCUCACUAAUUACUCCUUCCUCCAGGCCGUGAACGGUCUGCCCACGGUGCCCUCGGACCACUUGCCCAACCUGUAUGGUUUCAGUGCCCUGCAUGCCGUGCACCUGCACCAGUGGACGCUGGGUUACCCAGCCAUGCACUUGCCCCGAUCAUCUUUCUCCAAAGUGCCUGGGGCAGUGUCCAGCCUGGUGGACGCUCGUUUCCAGUUGCCGGCCUUUCCCUGGUUCCCUCAUGUCAUCCAGCCCAAGCCAGAGAUCACUACUGGAGGGAGUGGGCCAGUGCUCAAGACCAAGCCACGCUUUGAUUUUGCCAACCUGGCCUUGGCUGCCACACAAGAAGAUCCUUCCAAGUUGGGCCGUGGAGAAGGUCCUGGCUCUCCCGCGGGUGGGCUGGGUGCCCUCCUGGAUGUGACCAAGCUGUCUCCAGAGAAGAAGCCCACCAGGGGACGCCUCCCUUCCAAGACCAAGAAGGAGUUCGUGUGCAAGUUCUGUGGCCGCCAUUUCACCAAAUCCUAUAACCUACUUAUCCAUGAGCGGACACACACCGACGAGAGGCCCUAUACUUGUGACAUCUGUCACAAAGCCUUCCGGAGGCAAGACCACCUACGGGACCACAGAUAUAUUCACUCCAAAGAGAAGCCUUUUAAGUGUCAAGAGUGUGGGAAAGGAUUCUGCCAGUCCAGGACUCUGGCUGUCCACAAGACGCUACACUCACAGGUGAAGGAGCUCAAAAGCUCCAAGAUCAAAUGCUAAACGGAGCCUCCGGGGAGGGGCCAGCAGGACCCUGGGCCACGGCCACCCCCUCCCUCCUCCAGAGGGACCCAAAGCUGCAGACGGCAGGGGCCGGCCACGGGAGGGGCGCGAG
Molecule: messenger RNA, 1247 nt
Organism: Perognathus longimembris pacificus (Pacific pocket mouse)
Lineage: Eukaryota; Metazoa; Chordata; Mammalia; Rodentia; Heteromyidae
Gene: Osr1
Product: odd-skipped related transcription factor 1
Exons: 3
Coding region: 335-1135 (266 amino acids)
Biological process (GO): regulation of transcription by RNA polymerase II; urogenital system development; embryo development
Cellular component (GO): nucleus
Molecular function (GO): RNA polymerase II transcription regulatory region sequence-specific DNA binding; DNA-binding transcription factor activity, RNA polymerase II-specific
Source: RefSeq, a predicted model, not a curated record